AUGUCCGACUCAACCCUCUACCUCUACACUUCCCUGACCGCGGGGUCGUCGCACAUUAUCACAGCGACCUCCAGAAUUGAGACAAUCCUCAAAGCGAACAAAAUCCCCUUCCGCGCCAUUGAUGUCGCCACCGACGACGCUGCCCGCAAGCUCUGGGGCCGACGCUCCAAGGGCAAGAAGAUUCCAGGAUUGGUGAAAUACGGCGAUAUUGUGGGAGAUCUUGAAGAGAUCGAAGAAUGGAACGAAUUCGGAGAAUUGCGUAUGGUAGUAAACAGCGUCCAGGACCUAGGUGGAAUGCCACCCACCAGCUAUCCUCUCCCGGCGACCGAGCCCAAAGCCGAGUCGACACCAACUACCCUCAAACCCUCCACGAUCAAGAUCCAAAACCCUCCCGUUACCAAGCAUGAAGACAAGAAAGACGAUAUGACCGUGCUGGCCCUGCGCCAAGCUAGCUCGGAGGCUGCCGCCAAGGCGAAGACCAAGUCAGACGAUAAGAAAGACGCGAAAGCACAAGCUACAGGGGUACCUGUCGCCAGUCGCGCGCACCGCGGCUCGGUGGCCCCCGAAUUGCCCGACACCGCGCCGGAAUCAUCACAGGCCACGAGACGUCCGACCCUAGUCCCCGAACAAGCGGCCGUAUCCUCGGCAAACUUCCACGCAGAUAACGCAGAGAUGCUCGGAUUGGUUGGACACCAUCGCUCGUCCAGGAUUCCAACACUCGACAACGCGGAGCAAGACAAGACGGUGCAUGAUAUUAGGCAGUCCAUCUCUGCAGAGCCGACGGGCAAUAUUGAUGCUCUGCGCAAAGAGGCUGCGGAAAAGGCGGGGAAAUCGAAGUCCCCAUCGAUUAAGGAGGUGCCAGUUGUUGAUGAUGUGGCCGUCGAGAAUAAGGAAGAGCUCAUGGAACCCAAUGAGCCUAAGGGCAAUGCUAUUGCUGAAAUGCUUGCGACGCCUAUGCCGCAAGAAAUCAAGUCGGAGUCUAAGGAUGAUACCAAGGGAGGGCUGUCUCCCACACAGAAGUCGGAGUAG
Molecule: messenger RNA, 1029 nt
Organism: Penicillium roqueforti
Lineage: Eukaryota; Fungi; Ascomycota; Eurotiomycetes; Eurotiales; Aspergillaceae
Exons: 2
Coding region: 1-1029 (342 amino acids)
Cellular component (GO): cytoplasm
Source: RefSeq, a predicted model, not a curated record